This is a messenger RNA of Drosophila innubila, 1708 nucleotides long. RefSeq lists its product as uncharacterized. Gene Ontology annotation, biological process: negative regulation of meiotic nuclear division; regulation of mitotic nuclear division. Gene Ontology annotation, cellular component: nucleus. The coding region runs from base 91 to 1446 and encodes 451 amino acids. NCBI's taxonomy places the organism in Eukaryota, Metazoa, Arthropoda, Insecta, Diptera, Drosophilidae. The record is from RefSeq and is a predicted model, not a curated record. The transcript has a single exon.
GCCAAUUGCGAAGCAAAAAAAAACAAGCGACAAAAAAGAUAACAAAUGUAAUUAUUAAACAACAAAAGUAUAUUUGGCAUUUUCAUUCAAAUGAGUGCCUACAAUCGAAAAGUGUUGAUGAAAAUGUGCUCGAGCAGAGGCACAUUUGAUGCGGACAGUGCGAUGGACGAGUCGGGUUACGCGUCCUUUAAAGCGCUGCACAACUCAACCGUGGAGGCGCCAUUUUUAAUUGAACGUGAUUGUGAGACUGAAAACUGUCGCAAUGCAUCAAAUACAAAUACAACACAUGCAACUGCAACCAACCAACUGCAUAAAACGACGACAACAUUCAAUUCCAUGCAAUUCCAAACGCCAAGUAGCAGCAAUGAAUUCAAUUCCAAUUCCAAUACGAAUACGACGCUAUGGCACAAAUCGUUAAGCCUUCCAACGGCAAACGACUUGCAGCUGGAAGAUGACGAUGGAAUGUGCAAAUCUCCAUUGCCAAUGUCGCUAUCGCUCUCGUUUUCUAAUCAGCUGCCGUGUGCCAACAAGAGACGCAAGACACAUUUCCAGCCAAUGGCACACCACAGCAGUCCCAAGAAGUCCAAGAAGAAGCUAUUUCCACAGCCAUCCCGCGAAAUAAGCUGCCGCACACGAUACUACAAUAAUAUCGAUAAGCUGGACAUUAUUGGAAUGCUGAUCAAUACGUUGCCAGCAUUGGAAUGCAUCUUCACCAAAUUAAACUCCCACACGCUGGACGUCAUGACAAAAGUUUCGGAGCGCUGGGCGCAGUCAGUAUACAAGAGUCAACGGGCCGUGGAGCGACUGCAGAAUCAUCGCUUCAAGAUGAGCCUCACCAAGGAGAAUACACCAGGGUUGAAGCGAGUGGAAUUGUUACCGAAAUCGAAAAAUCAAAUUGUGCCAUUACAAGCAUCGAAUGCCAUACACAAACCAAACAGACAUGAUAGCUAUAACUAUAGGAAUGCUCCCAUGGAGGACAAUUGUCUGCUGGUGGAGCAGAUGCAGCGCAUCAAGUGUCCCCGUUGUGGCAAGUGCAGCAAGGUCUUCUACAGCCAGGCACCCGAGAUGCCCAGGUCUGCACUCGCACUUUCCCAGACAUUACCAUUCACACACACAUAUACAUCCUGCUCCUUUAAUGAGCGUAAGCCGAGCAUGACGCGCUUCUUAUCACUUGAUGAGGUGAAGAGCUCGUCGAACGAGAAUCCCAUUCCCAGCAUUAAAUCCACAUCCGUCACAUUCGGCGAAUGCACCAGCAUCCAGUGCAAAUUCCGUUUCUGUGUUCAGUGCUGCUGUCCGCCGCAUCCUGGCGAGAAAUGUCGCGUCACUGAGAUGGGAACGCCUUCCAAGAUCAUGAUGCCCAGUGAGACGGUGACUCCACCGAAACGAACACAGAAAUACGACUCCAAACUCAGUCGCAAGAAGUCGCUGAAGCGACUUAAUUUUUAACCACAGCCACAAAAGAACAAAUUGUAUCCUUAGUUUUAAAUCGAAUUCGAAUCGAGAGAAGAAAUAAUGUACCAAGGUUUAUACAUGUUUAACUAGUAUUAUAUCAUAGUUGUCCACAUCUCAUUAUGUAUUUUAGUUACAACAAAUGUCAUUCAAUUUUAUCUGUAUUGUUCCGUACUGCUCAACAUUCUUGUACCUCUGUGAGAUUAAAUAGAUUUAAGAUACAUUUUACACACGGAAAUAAACGAUUUUUUAUAAGCAA